Dentiscutata heterogama is the source of this 213-nucleotide messenger RNA. The record is from the annotation of a GenBank genome assembly. Lineage: Eukaryota; Fungi; Glomeromycota; Glomeromycetes; Diversisporales; Gigasporaceae.
CUAUGGGAUGCUGCUCCAAAAACUUCAAAAAAAGGAUACACUACCUUGUCUAGUAUGAAUCUAAUAUUUAUCUCUCAAAAUCAAACCCUCUCUGCAGCUUUACAAACCAACUUCAUUUCAAACAUGUUCACUAAUCAAACACCUCAAACACCUCAAGCUUUUCAAACUUUUCAAAAUUCUGAAGAUAAAAACUUACAAAGCAAUCAGAACUAA